Messenger RNA from Periophthalmus magnuspinnatus, 3645 nucleotides. RefSeq names its product filamin-A-interacting protein 1-like. NCBI's taxonomy places the organism in Eukaryota, Metazoa, Chordata, Actinopteri, Gobiiformes, Gobiidae. The coding region runs from base 49 to 3402 and encodes 1117 amino acids. The record is from RefSeq and is a predicted model, not a curated record. The transcript is spliced from 8 exons.
AACGUCAAGGCGGGGACUGAUUUUGAAAUCUCCAGAAUCAGGUAAAAGAUGCGAUCUAGAACGCGAGAGUCCUUGGAGGAGGGUCUGGACCCGGGACCUCCUCAGACCGACAAAGUCCAGAUCAGAUCCAAGUCUAGUCCAGACCAAAUCCAGUCCGAGUCUAGUCCAGACCUGAAUCGGAGAAGGACCUCAGAGGAGGGGAAGGAGAACAGGACCUCCAACAGAACCAAACCAUCAGCACCCAAGAAGAACCCAAGUCCAGACCUGAGCAACAAGGACCUGCUCCACCUACUGGGCAUCAUGGAAGGAGAGGUCCAGGCCCGUGAUGACAUCAUCGCUCUGCUUCACUCACAGCAGUCUGGUCCCGAGGCUCUAGAGGCUCACUAUGGCUCUGCUGUCCCCUACAGACCACUCCAGGCACUGCAACGAGACGCAGUUUAUACUCAUGACAACAACAGAGAGGACGUGUACGAGGCGCCUAUGGCCGAGUUGGAUCGUCUGGAGCAGAGGCAGAGGGAUACCUACAGGAGGAUGUUGGAGCAGUUGUUGUUGGUGGAGAAGCUUCACAGGCGCACAGUGACAGAACUGGACUCAGAGAAACACAAACACAAAGAGUUCAUGAGUAAAAGCGAUGACUUCACCAACCUCCUGGAGCAAGACCGCCUCAGACUGAAGCGUCUCGUGGAGCAGGAGAAGUUGUACCAGUCUCGUAAAGACAAAGAGCAUCGUCGACAUUUGGACAAACUCAAAUCUGAACUGAUGCAGCUCCGGUCCUUUGUUCUUCUGAUGGUGGAGGACAGACAGAAACAUGUGGAGCAAUCAGACCAACAAACCCAGAAGAUACAAGACCUGAGCCACAAACUGCAGGAGCGAGAGGAGCGCAUCACCAUUUUAAACCAGAAAACCCAAGAAGACGCCCACACCAUCCUCAAAAUGGACGCCGAGCUCGAGGUGAAGUCAGCCAAACUUCUAAACGAACAAGAAGAUAUGACGAACAAGCUCUUGGCGCAAGAUUCACAAAUGCGGCAACUUCGACUCAAACUGGUCACACUCUCCAAUAAGAUAGAGGAGCUGGAAGAGAGAAAUAAAGUUCUACAGAUUUCAGAAAGUGAUUUGAAGGAAUUAACAGAGAAAAUUAGCAAAAACGGAAAUCCAAAUUUGGUUUCGGAAUUAGAAACAUUGAGGAAAAAGGUUUUGGAAAUGGAAGGGAAAGACGAGGAGCUGACCAAAAUGGAAUCCCAAUGUAAAGAGUUUAGAGUGAAGCUUCAAGAGGCGCAAAAUCAAAGUAAAAUGUUGAAACUAGAGUUUGAGAAAGUUCAGAAACACGUGGGACAAAUGGAGAAGUUAGAAACGAUUUUUAACAAGAGCAAAACUGAAAGUUCACAGCUCUGUUCAAACUUGGAAAAAGAGAAACAAAAUGUGAAAGAACUGUCCAUGGAGUUGGAAGCUGUGAAAGCAAAAGUGAAGGAGCUACAGUCCACUGAGGCAAAGUUUGAUAAGACCGAAAGGUUUUUAAAAGAUGACAUCACAAAACUCAAAUCGCUGGCGGUGAUCAUGACGGACGAGCGCAAGAAUUUGGUGGAAAGAUUGAAGCAAGAAGAGGAGAAAUGUGAAGAUAUCGGCCGUAAAUUCAAAGAGGAACAAGCUAAAGUUUCAGAAGUUACGGAAAAGCUGAUCGAUGAGAGUAAAAAGAGGUUAAAGGUGAAGUCUGAGAUGGAGGAGAGAGAGGUGCAGAUGCAGCGACAGCUAACGGGCGAGCAGGAGAAAUGCAAGCAGCUAAACGCUAAUCUAAGCAGCACUAAUGCUAAGUGUGAAGAUUUGGAAAAAAGAGAAAAAGAUUUACAAACCAAAUUAGCAAUAACUGAAAGAAAUUUGGAGGAAAAAAAUAAAAUCUCAGAAGAGUUCAGUUUGGAAAUCAACAAACUUCGAAGUCGGUUGAAGCAUCUGGAAAUUGUGGAGGGAGAUUUGGUGAAGACGGGAGACGAGUACGACCUGUUGGAGAAACGGUUCCGAUCUGAGCAGGAAAAAUCAAACUCUUUGGCAAAAAUGAUGGAGGAGCUGAAGGCAGAAGUGGCAAGAAGUAAGGCGAUAGAGAAAGGAGAGGCGGAGACAGAGCUGCGGAUGAGGUUCAGAGCGGAGGAGGAGAGGAACGAGGAGCUGAGAGCAGAGAAUGUCACACUGAAGGAGAAGGUCCAUGAGCUGAUGAACCUGGAGGACCGGAUCUCUCAGCUGCAGGCGGAGCACGCAGGGAUGAAGAGGAGGCUCAGGGAAGAAGAGGAGAGGAAUGCUCAGAGGAACGAGGAGUUUGAGAAGGUCACACAGGAGCUGGAGAGCAUGAGGAGGUUGAGUCGCGUGUCAAGGCCUUGCGUGACCGGGCGGAGGAUGGUGGACAUCCCCGUGACCUCCAGCGCGACACAAACCCAGUGUUCAGACGAUGAAACUGCAGCCGGCUUCAUCCGGAAGUCUGUGCAGGAAGAGAACACCUUCAUGAACCAUCUACGACAGAGACGGAGUCGACCGGUGCUGGAGAGAUAUCCCCCGGCGAGCGCAGAGUCCGGGCAGGCGAGCUCGUGGAGUCCCUGGGUCAGACACAAACCUCCAGAGCAAAGUCCAGCUCCACAAACCAGACCUCUGCACAUCCGCUUCACGCCAAACAUCGAAAAUAGCCGCGCAACGCUAGAGAUCACCAGUCCCAAAGCAGAGGAAUUCUUCUCCAGCGCGACCAUCAUUCCGACUUUGGGAAAUCCAAAGAUUACGAUUGUCCCAAAACCUCCCGUAUUCAGAAGCAGAGUGAAGGAGGGGUUUGAGCGGGCACAGUCUCCGGUCACGAUCACGGCCUUUUCCAAAGCAAGAAAUUUGGAGAAAAGCACGGAAAGUUUUCAAUCUCCAGUGUCGAUCAUCACAGUUAGCACGACGCCGGUGAACGAGUUGAAAGACACUGGCAAGACUGUGAUAAAAAUGCAUUCGGAAAACCCACAAACAAACUUCAGCUCGCAGGGAAACAUAAUAACGACAGAAGACAAUAAGAUCCACAUCCACUUGGGGGCACCACAGUUCAGCAGGAAGACAGAGGAGAGAAUGGAGGAGGUGGGGACAGUGCGGAGAGCGCCAAAAGUCCCGCCAAGUUUGGAGAAAAGUCCAGGAAGUCCAAACAAAAUCAUUCAAAAAAGUCCAGAGAAAAAGAGCAGCAGCAUCAUGAUCACUCCGACCAAUGGGAACACCAGGACCGUACACAAUAUGCCUGGUCCAGACUUGACCUCUCGGAUCUCCCAACCUUUGACCCCAGGGCCUAAGUGCUUCCUGGGUCUGUCCUCCAUCACGCGCCUUGAGUCCAGAGCAGAGAGUUUGAAGAUACAGCUGAGAAAGUCCACUGUGACUCCCAACACAAGAGGACAACUGUGACGGUCCUGCUUUAGUCCUGGCUUAGACCAUAUUUUGGUACUGGUUGAGACUUGGUUUAGUCUGUGUAGUUAAGCCAAACAAAACCUGUCCAUGGCUUUUUAUUUCAGCAAAAGUAUAAAAGGUGAAGGUUACACUAGAAUGUAAGUCUGUGUGUGUCUGAAAGCAUUUUAAACAUUUGUAUUCUCACAUUUAUGCUUUUAUAUUGUUUGUGUUUGACAGUCACCAAUAAAAAGCAAUACAAAA